GGUGGAGAUCCGCGCAGAGCUCCGAAACGCGGACGGAAGGAGCCGAGCUGAGCCGAGUGGAGCUGCUUAACAACUUAUUUCCAACUCGAGUCUCUCUGAAGUUACCGCUGUUUGUCUUUUACGCAUGGAAUGAACCGGGUUUUACUUGGAAGUUGUUUGCGCUGUAACCGGUUCGGUGGAGGAGGUUGGUCGUCGGGGUAGAUGGGAUCCACUCAGCAACAGCAGCAGCAGCAGCGCCAAACUCACAAUGCGCCCUGAGUGAGUGCGCACAACCUGGCUGGGACACACAAUACGGAUCCGCGGGCAUUCCUUGGACCCAUACGCCGCCCCUGGCUUCUGUUUUCCCCCUUUACUAUCCCCUCGUUUUCGGAGCGACACCCUUAUCCAAUUUUUCACCGAUUGCUCGAGAAUUGAACCCACCGCGAGGGGCUAGAGAGGAGGUUUGAUCCCACAAAACUCAGCCAUGACGUCUCCGGCGAAAUUCCGAAAGGAUAAGGAAAUAGUUGCUGAAUAUGAAACUCAAGUUAAAGAGAUCCGCGCUCAGCUGGUGGAGCAGCUCAAAUGCCUGGAUCAGCAGUGUGAGCUCCGGGUGCAGCUGCUCCAGGACCUGCAGGACUUCUUCAGGAAAAAGGCCGAGAUCGAGACGGAUUACAGCCGCAACCUGGAAAAACUCUCAGAGAGGUUUCUGACCAAAACCCGGAGCACCAAGGACCACAUGCUCAAGAAGGAGCAGAGCGUCCUGUCUCCUCAGAACUGCUGGAACCUUCUCCUGCUGCAGGUGAAGAGGGAGAGCAGAGACCACGCCACGCUGUCCGACCUGUACCUCAACAACAUCAUCCCCCGAUUCGCACAGAUCAGUGAAGACUCGGGGCGCCUCUUCAAGAAGAGCAAAGAAGUCGGCAACCAACUGCAAGAGGACCUCAUGAAAGUUAUGAAUGAACUCUACACGGUGAUGAAGACCUACCACAUGUACAACACAGACAGCAUGAACGCCGAGUCGAAGCUGAAGGAGGCGGAGAAGCAGGAGGAGAAGCAGAUGGGCCGAUCGGAGAGACAAACCCCGCGGUCUCCAGACACGCUGUCCUCCAUCAAGUCUGAGGACAAACCAGUGAGGCGCUCCAGUGUGAAGAAGAUCGAGAAGAUGAAGGAGAAGCGUCAGGCCAAGUACACGGAAAACAAGCUAAAGGCGAUUAAAGCUCGUAAUGAAUAUCUUCUGGCUUUGGAGGCGACAAACAGCUGCGUGUUCAAGUACUACAUCCACGACCUCUCAGACAUCAUCGACUGCUGUGACCUGGGGUACCACGCCAGUCUGAACCGCGCGCUCAGGACGUACCUAUCGGCCGAACAGAACGUGGAGGCGUCCAAACACAUGGGUCUGGAGGCUCUAGAGUCCGCCACCGAGAACCUGGAGCCCAAUGGAGACAAGCAGAAACUGAUGGAGACAUACAACAAUGUGUUCUGUCCACCAGCCAAGUUUGACUUCCAAUCACACAUGGGAGACUCGGUUGGAGUGGUGUGCGCCCAGCAGCCUCUUGAAAGUGAACUACUCCAGAGAUGUCAGCAGCUCCAGUCCCGUCUCUCCACUCUCCAGAUCGAAAACGACGAGGUGAAGAAGACGAUGGAGGCCACUCUCUCCACCAUCCAGGACAUGGUUACCGUGGAGGACUUCGACGUCUCAGAGUGUUUUCACCAUAGCAACAGCAUGGAGUCGGUUAAAUCCUCCUUCAGCGAGUCGUACCUGAGCAAACCCAGUCUGGCCAAAAGGAGAGCCAACCAGCAGGAGACCGAGCAGUUCUACUUCACUAAGCUGAAGGAGUUUCUGGAGGGCAGGAACCUGAUCACCAAACUUCAGGCCAAACACGAUCUCAUCAACAAAACCCUGGGGGAAAGUCAAAAGACUGACUGUUGCAUUGCCAGUGGACGAAGGAAUUCAGCUGUACGGAAGCAGGACUCUGGAGAGGCCAUUCCUCUGAUGGUGGAGAGCUGCAUCCGUUUCAUCAGUCGUCACGGUUUGCAGCACGAAGGUAUUUUCAGAGUGUCUGGGUCCCAGGUGGAGGUCAACGACAUCAAGAACGCGUUUGAGAGAGGCGAGGAUCCUUUGGCCGGAGACCAAAACGACCAUGACAUGGACUCUAUCGCUGGAGUCCUGAAGCUGUACUUCCGAGGCCUGGACACGGCUCUGUUCCCAAAGGAAGUCUUCCAUGACCUCAUCUCCUGCGUUUCCAUGGAGAGUCUCCAGGAGCGGGCCGUUCACAUAAAGAAAGUGCUCCAGCCUCUGCCAAGCAAAACCCUGAUCAUCAUGAGAUACCUCUUCGCCUUCUUAAACCACUUGUCCCAGUACAGUGAAGAGAACAUGAUGGACCCUUAUAACCUGGCCAUUUGCUUUGGUCCCACGCUCAUGUCGGUCCCUGAAGGCAACGACCAGGUCUCGUGUCAGGCUCAUGUGAACGAGCUGAUCAAAACCAUCAUCAUCCACCACAGCGACAUCUUCCCCUCCGCUCAGGACCUGCAGGGGGCGGUAUACACCAUCCCGGGCACUGGAGACCACUUCUGUGAUAGCCCGCACUGUGAGCCCCCUCUAGUGGAGGAACCUGCUCCUGACAUCUCAGCCGGCAACAGUGAUGAUGGCUCGUUGGGUGUUUCAGAGUGCGACCCGUUUGAAGCUGUGGCCCGGUUUGACUAUACCGGACGGACCAAUCAGGAGCUGUCGUUCAAAAAAGGGGCGGUGCUUUUGCUGUAUCGCCGUGCCUCCACAGACUGGUGGGAGGGGCGCUACAACUGCACCGAUGGACUCAUACCGCAUCAGUACAUCGUUAUACCAGACACAUCUGAUGGAGGCAGGGGAAGUCCUAAACCUGAUCUGGACAUGAAAGAGCUGCUGGAAGAGCGAGUGGCCACAAGGGGGAGUGCUGCUUCACCCACAGGGGCACAUGUGGCUGAUAUUUAUCUGGCAAACCUCAACAAGAUGAGGAAGCGCCCCGAGUCCACGAGCGUUCGAAGAGCUUUCCGAGGCUCAGACAGUGAGAGCACAGCCCCGAAUGCAGGCGUCAGGACCGCCUCCCUGCCUGUGGGGGGCGCUCUGGUGAAGGAGAGUCCAGACAAGAGACCAGUCAGUGCCCACAGCAUUCUUAACUCGGUCACCAGACACUCCUCCCUCAAGAGCAAGGUGGAGAGCCCACAGUUGCGUAAAUCGACCCCCGCGGGGCGCUCUAAAAGCUUCAGUAACCACAGACCUCUGGAUCCAGAGGUCAUUGCACAAGUGGAGCAUAGUUCACAGGACAUAGAGGCGGCCAUGAGCACGGCGUUGAGUGAGCUGCGUGAGUUGGAGCGGCAGAGCUCCUCCAAACACACCCCGGACGUGGUGCUGGACACUCUGGAGCAGCUGAAGGGCGUGGGAGGUGGUGGAGGAGGGUCCGGGGGCAUGGGGGGUGGAGGAGGGUCCGGAGGGGCAUCCGAGCCCUCCAGCCCGCUCCACUCCAGACUGCUCCGGGACAGCGAGGGGCCGGGGUCGCACCACCCACACCCCCUCCAGCGCAGUGCCUCUUCUGCCAGUGAUGUGCCCUCCUCCUUCAGGCCCAAAAGUCAACCACGUAGCCCCCUCCCCUCCGCCACCUCCCCCUCCCUCUCCUCCUCCGCCCUUUCCACCUCUGUGCCCUCUUUCAGGGAGCUCAGACCUCCAGCCACCCGGCCUAAACCUGUGGUGUUUCCCAAAGGCACCGGGGGCAGUGGGAGUCCUGCUAUGGGGUCUCCAACGUCCACUGUCCCUCCCACAGCGCCUCCUCCUGGGGGACACUCUCUGUCCCAUACCCCCCCUCCACCUCCUCCACCACAGGCCAAUGACAAAUCGUGUCCUGCUUAGGACCAUUAACGUGGAGUAACAUGAGAGGGUCUUGUCUCUUUAACCACGGCUCAUUUUAGUACAUUUAAAUCACACUCAGUGUUCUGCUCUUGCCAGUCACUUUGUUGUUGUGACACUGUUAUGAAACUCAUCCAGAUAAAUUUGAUAAUUUAUUCAACUAAGAAAGGCUUUAUAUGCCAGUGUUCAUCUCUCUCUGUGUUUAUGGGUUCAUUAAAUCUAAUAAAAGUGUUGAGCUUUUAUAAAGCCGACAUAUUACUUUAAAUCUUCCAUGAAAGAAUUAAUCAAUCUUAAUCAAAUAAUGGACUCAUGCUUUGUUUCUUUUAACAUUUUGAAAUUAGGGUGAGUUGAAAUUAUAUUUUUAAUUGCAAAUAUUGAGGGAUUUACUCCUCAAAACUAAACCUUUAAUCUAAAUGAGCUUUGGUUACAUCAGCCAGACCACAUUAUUAUUCUUAUUAUUAUAACCAGCUGCAAAAUGACAUGUAGCAUUAAAAUCAGUAAAUGUCCACAUGGACUUGUGCCAAUCUCCCCCUGAAUCCUCCCUGCUCCACCUUUAGGACUUUUGCCAUCAGAGAUUCUGGGAGCGUCACUGGAUUUAACCUAUUUUCUAAAGGGAUCAGGACUCCGGAUGGAAAACUGCAACUCUCGAAAUCCAAGUUUUAAAUAUUUGUAUUGAAGCGUGCAAGAGAGAGCCUUGCCUUUACAUACAAAAAGCACUAUUUAAAUGUGUAUUAUAGACGUUUUUCUUUCUUCAAAUGGCCUAUCGCAAGUGGAAAAAAGUGUUUGAAUAUUAAGACUGUGAAAAGCUACAAAUACAACACUGACUUGCUGCUUGUAUAAAUAAAGUUGGACCUUUUUGAAUCACUCAAAAA
This is a messenger RNA of Periophthalmus magnuspinnatus, 4728 nucleotides long. RefSeq names its product SLIT-ROBO Rho GTPase activating protein 2 (gene srgap2). NCBI's taxonomy places the organism in Eukaryota, Metazoa, Chordata, Actinopteri, Gobiiformes, Gobiidae. Gene Ontology annotation, molecular function: protein binding. Bases 464 to 3859 code for a protein of 1131 amino acids. The record is from RefSeq and is a predicted model, not a curated record. The transcript has 23 exons. Gene Ontology annotation, cellular component: cytoplasm. Gene Ontology annotation, biological process: negative regulation of cell migration; signal transduction.